AUGUUUUAUGAUAAAGUGGGGGUCCCUAGAGAAGUACUAGAGUGGGACCAGGAGGCCAGAGAGCGGUAUGUGGAGUACGCUAAGAGAGGAACACAGACAGUCCACCAUGCCCGGGGGAUGAUUGUAGGAUGUGCUGGGGCGGGCAAAACCACGCUACUUAAACGUCUGCAAGGUUGUAGUAAAGAAGAGAUUGAUAAUGUAAAAUCUACUGAGGGAUUGGAGGUGCAUGAGGAAAUAUUUGAUUUAUGUUAUAAAACACAAUCAUUAAAAGCUAGAAAUAUAGACACAGGCGAUAAAAGGGAAGAUAGUUCUGCUACAAAUAUAGACUCAAAGACCUUGACAUUCUUUGACUUUGGCGGACAGUGUGCGUACUACGCCUGUCACCAGAUUUACCUGACCAGGAGAGCUUUCUAUGUUGUGGUGGUGGACGCCUCUAAACGUCUUGACCAGAAGGUGGAUGAGAAAGUGUGUGACCAAGAUGGAAGCGUAUUCUCUGGAUGGACCUAUGGAGAUUAUUUCGUGUUCUGGAAAAAGUCUAUCCACACCUACUGUGGUUCAGAGAAGGACACAGAUCCUAAGCCAACCGUUCUGAUUGUAGUGACUCACUGGGAAGAAGGAAACAGACAGUAUCAGAGUAAAGAAGCUCUUCUGAACAGCCUGAAGCAUAUUUUCCCUAAAUCGACUAAUUUAUCCAUGUACAUCACCGAAGAUAAUGUUUAUUUUAUAUCCUUUCCUCUCAAACCACUACAGGAUCUGGAAAAAAUUGUUUUCGAUAUAGCUUUACAUCAACGAUGGAAAGAAAACAUUCCAAAAGAAUGGGCCUUCUUUGAAAUAGAGAUUAAUCAGAGGAAACAUAAUGAAAAGAUUUUAGAAGUUAACGAUUUAACAACAAAGCUUUCAGACAAAGGUGUUGAAGUAACAUUGGAACAGUAUGAAGAUAUGUUAAGAUAUUACCAUGAUGCGGGGAAAGUGCUUUAUUUUAAUGAAGAACAACUCAAGAAAUAUGUUAUCAUUGAUGUUCAGUGGUUUAUUGAUGCUUUCAAAUACAUAAUUACAGACAAGCUUCAUUUUAAAGGCAUUGAUGUAGCCCAGGAAGACUGGGAUGAGUACUAUACUACAGGCAAUCUGAAAGACGGACUUCUUGCCAAGAUCUGGGAACAUAAAGGUGACGUUUCAUACACAAAUCAAGAAGAAUUGGAAGAUUUGCUAGACCCUGACCUUGUCGACACUAAUGGGAAUCUACUCCUGAAAUUCAUGCAAAGACUUGGAUUGGUAGCUCUUGGUCAAGAAUCCCACUAUGUACCAUGCAUGAACCGGAAGGAAAUGGAGGAAGAACUUUCAAAUCUCAUUAAAGAUUCAGAUUCUAAGUCAUCAGUCCUGAUCUAUCGAUUUACAUUUUUGCCAUUUUUCUUCUUUUUUCGUCUUAUUGUAGCUUGUAUGCAAGAAGAUGACUGGGAAGUACUUAAAACGCAUGGUACAUCUUGCCUCUACAGAGAUACCGCUGUCUUUUCGUUUGCAGAAUACCAUAUUGUUAUAUCAGUCACGAAAGAAUCUAUUCAACUGCAGGUGCUUCAUUCUAUGCCAGGUCAUGCUUUGAAAACAGAUAAAACACAGAAAAUCCAAGAAAAAAUAGAAAAUAUAUUGCAUAUGUUUGCUGGACAGUUUAUGAAAAAACUGUUCUUUGAUAGAGGAAUAAGAUGUCAGAUGGAUAGUUCAAAAGCGACUGCCAUGGAUAUCACAGAGCAUUUUCUCACAGGAAAAAACAUUCAAAAGGAUGAUCGGGAAAAAAUGUGUCCUUUGCAUCAAGUUAUUAAUCGACAUUUUAUCAAUCCCAAAGAAUUAACCAAGUAUUGGAAAAUGUAGAAAUAGUUACAGCAUAAAGUAUUUAAAACUCUUGACUGAACCUAUUCUCUGUGUAUUAGCAUUGAAGACGACAUGUAAAGUUAUUCACUAUUUCUAUUUAGAUUUUUAUUACCAAAGUAUCUAAGUGGUGACCGGCAACAUGACUCAAAAGACAGAUUACGUCACAAUCUCUGCUGAUGUAAAUGUUUACCUCUAUUAAAAUCAACAGUUCUUGUGUAAUGUUAUUCUAAAAUUGUUUUGUUUAAACAAUAAUUAUAAAGAAAUAUUUAAGAGUUAUUAAAGAUUUUGCAAACAUUUAGAUAUUGUGUAAUUGCCAAAUCCACACUAACAUUAUUGACGCAUUGUUCGAAUUCUCAGUGCAGCAAGAUCAAGCACACAUUAACCACACCCGUCAUGAUCAGUUUUAUUUCAUGAUGAAACGUUUAUCGUCAAUGCAUCGUGGUAAAUUUCAGAAGUAGAUUUCUUUAAAUAUUUUUUUUCUGUGUUAAGUAGCCAAAUUCUUUGUAUCCAUGUAAUGAUGUGAAGCCUUUUUAUAAUGCUGACGUCUUAUUCAAGGAUGCCCUGUGCGAUAUUGAGGUACUUUUCAGCCUGCGAUAUUUAUAAAGCUAUUUAUUAAGAUGAUUUAGCAAUAUUUAUUGAAAGAGUCUUUGUCCAAAAUAAAGUUUUGUCGCUGCCGUGAAAAUUG
Molecule: messenger RNA, 2548 nt
Organism: Saccostrea cuccullata (small rock oyster)
Lineage: Eukaryota; Metazoa; Mollusca; Bivalvia; Ostreida; Ostreidae
Product: probable serine/threonine-protein kinase pats1
Exons: 4
Coding region: 1-1863 (620 amino acids)
Source: RefSeq, a predicted model, not a curated record